Molecule: messenger RNA, 1197 nt
Organism: Parastagonospora nodorum SN15
Lineage: Eukaryota; Fungi; Ascomycota; Dothideomycetes; Pleosporales; Phaeosphaeriaceae
Exons: 3
Coding region: 1-1197 (398 amino acids)
Source: RefSeq, a predicted model, not a curated record
AUGGGCUCCAUUGCCGACCUUCCCAGGGGAGAUUCUCCUACGCUUCGACUGGUGCAUCCCACCGACGAAGAGAAGCUUAUGCAAUUCAACUUGAAUGGUGCAGAGUGGCGAGGCGCCCUUUCAUUGCCCGCGUACCUUCGCCGCGAAGAGACACUGUCGCAGCAGGCGCUCACUCGAGACGGCGGCAUCUCGUACUGGAUCUUGAUCGACACAGCCCUUGAGGGCAAUCCUCUAGAUCCCUUAUCGGGAACCCGGUUGCCUUUGGCAAGCUGCGAAACGUACCGCAAGAAAACACUCAUCUGGCAGAAUGGCGAGCUACAUGAGAGUAUCUGCCACGGUAUUGGAAGUGUAUUCUGUGCGUCGCAUCUGAGGAAGAGAGGAUAUGCGCAGCGCAUGAUGACAGAGCUCAGCCAGGCCUUGAGGACGUACCAGAUGGAGGAAGGGAAGGAGUACAUUGGCAAGGUUAAUGGGCAGAAAUUUUACAACACUUUUGGGUGGGAGCCGUUCAAUUCAUCGCACAUUGCCAUCCCAGGACACAGAUCCGCGACUGGGGAUUCUCUUCCCACUGCUCGCCCACUGUACGCGGAGGAUCUGGAAGAGCUGUGUGACACUGAUGUGACAUCGAUCAAACAAAGCUUGAAGUCGCGGCCGCAAGGGAGUAAGCCAGCGAUCGCCUUACUGCCAGAUAUCGACACGAUCCGCUGGCACCAUGCUCGGGAAGAAUUCGUCGGAACAGAGUUGCAUCGUAAGGCGCCCAAAGUGAAAGGAGCGAUCGUCGGGACCGAGAAAGGAAAGCGCGUUUGGUGCUACUGGACACGCAUGUGGUACAACAACAAUCCCGCCGAGGCGAAAGGCAACACGCUCCACAUAUUGCGACUCGUAAUCGAAGACGGCAGUUGGGCUGACACGGCGGCGAGCCAUGGAAAUGGAGCCUCGAAAGAUCACAGCUACGAAGCUUCUAUUGCGGCGCUGAUGGCGUUGGCGCAGCAAGAGGCCGAGACGUGGAAGAUGGAACACGUUGAGAUAUGGAACCCAGCGGAAGAGACCGUCAAAGCAGCUCAACGACUGUACCCGAGCGCGGAGGUAGUGGAUAGGGACGAAGAGAGUAUUGCGAGCUUGCAGUGGUACCCAAAGCACGAUGGGCCAAUCGCGGAGAAGCUUGAUUGGAUUGCCAAUGAAAAGUACGGAUGGUGCUGA